CCCUAAUAACAAACCAAAAACCGCCGUCAGUUCCAAUCAUCAGCGAACCAGAAACUUGACUGCGACGAGGAUGGCGAUAGAGAUGCCGAGAGGUUUACCAUUCUCCGUCGACACUUUCACGACGACGAAGAAGAGGAUAAAGAGACAUCAUUUCUUGACUCACGCUCACAAAGACCACACCGUCGGGAUUUCACAUCACAGCGCCGUCGUCUUCCCGAUCUACUCCACUUCCCUCACCAUCUCUCUUCUUCUUCAACGUCAUCCUCACCUUGACGAGUCUUUCUUCCUGAGGAUUGAGAUUGGUCAAACCGUAAUCGUCGAUGAUCCUGAUGGUUGUUUCAACGUUACUGCUUUUGAUGCCAAUCAUUGUCCUGGAGCGGUCAUGUUCUUGUUUGAAGGGAGUUUCGGCAACAUUCUUCACACUGGUGAUUGUAGGCUUACAAUAGACUGCAUACAUAACCUUCCCGAGAAGUAUUUAGGAAGACAAGGCAACGCACCAAAAUGCUGUCUCGAUUACAUCUUCUUGGACUGCACAUUCGGGAAAUCCCCUCAGAGGUUUCCGACCAAGCAUUCAGCUAUCAGACAGAUCAUUAAUUGCAUAUGGAACCACCCUGAUGCAUCGGUUGUGUAUCUUGCUUGUGACAUGUUGGGCCAAGAGGAUAUCCUCUCACAAGUUUCAACAACCUUUGGCUCCAAGAUCUAUGUCGACAAAGCUACAAACUUGGAAUGUUUCAGGUUGCUAAUGGUUAUAGCUCCUGAGAUUGUCUCUGAAGAUCCUUCUUCACGGUUUCACAUAUUCACUGGGUUCCCUAGACUCUACGAAAGAGCAUCCGCGAAACUUGCUGAGGCAAGAUCGAAACGUCAGAGUGAGCCUCUUAUCAUCCGCCCUUCAGCUCAGUGGUACGUUUGUGAUGAUGAUGAUGAUGAUGAUGAAGAUGGUUUCUUGAGUGCGAGCCAAGCUCAAAAGCAGAGGAAAGUUAGGUUUAGUGAAGCUGUCAAGGAUGAGUUUGGUGUUUGGCAUGUGUGUUACUCGAUGCAUUCGUCGCGGGAAGAGCUGGAAUCAGCGAUGAAAGUUCUGUCUCCGAGAUGGGUUGUGUCAACUGUUCCUUCUUGUAGAGCAAUGGAACUGGACUACGUUAAGAAAAACUGCUUUGUUAGUCGGUUUUCGUCCGAUGAUCCUUUCUGGAAGCUUCUAGACAUCGACAUGGAAGUUUCUUCUGUUGCUGCAACUGAUACUCAGACAGUAACUCUCAGUUGCUGUCUCAUGAGUGAUGUGGAUUCUGCUGAUACCAAGAUGGAACCAGUGAUUGAAUCCUCUACCGUAAAGAAGCAGCUUCUGAUUUUAUCCCCUGAGAGAAAUAACCUUCCUGUAACUCUGUUUGGGAGAGCAAGGCUAAGUUCUCAGGUCUCUGAUCAACUACAUGAGAGAAAAGUUAUACAGAGUACAUGUGUAGAAGAGUUAAAUCUUGAGGAAGUAGCUGAAUAUGAUACCAAACAAGAAACAAUUGAGGAGGUAUCUUGUAGGAGCUUUUCUUCUUUUUCUUCGAAGGACACUUGCAGAGAUCUUAGUGGUGAUUUGAGAAAGCUAUACAGAUCAAUGAAUGCACCUGUGCCUCGGCCGCUACCUUCCCUGAUGGAGCUUAUGAACGCUAGAAAACGUCAUCGAAAAACUUGAAUUUCUAGGAUGGAUGGCAAAUGUGUUUUAAAUUGAUGGGCUUCAAAUAGGGCAUGUAAUGAACAAAAUGUGAUGAUUCAUAUAUGUACGUGUGCAUAAUACAAAUAUGUGUGGUUAACCAAAAGCAAAAGACUAUGCGCUGAUGUUCUAACAUUUUGUGUCCAAUUAUUUAUCUUUGUCCAUCCUAAUCUUUUGGGUGGUUAUUGAAAUAGUAAAUAUGAGUGUAUGUUUGAUCGU
This is a messenger RNA of Raphanus sativus (radish), 1912 nucleotides long. RefSeq lists its product as uncharacterized. Gene Ontology annotation, biological process: interstrand cross-link repair; protection from non-homologous end joining at telomere; double-strand break repair via nonhomologous end joining. The coding region runs from base 71 to 1675 and encodes 534 amino acids. The record is from RefSeq and is a predicted model, not a curated record. NCBI's taxonomy places the organism in Eukaryota, Viridiplantae, Streptophyta, Magnoliopsida, Brassicales, Brassicaceae. The transcript is spliced from 3 exons. Gene Ontology annotation, molecular function: 5'-3' DNA exonuclease activity; damaged DNA binding.